AUGUCGCGAUCUUUAUUGCCAGGAGCUCGAAAAUUUGUCCCCACUGCGGCAAAUGAGGCACCUGCUCCGAACUACGUGCCUGGCAUCGGGAGGGGGGCAACUUCUUUCACUACAAGAGCUGAGACGGCUCCGGCCCCUGUGGCAUCCAGCAUCAAACUGAGAGAAGUUCGGGAUGCAGCGGCUCGUGCAGAGAGUCAGAAGCGUGCUGCAGAACUCUUUGGAAAGCCCCCCCCCGGAUACAUACCAGGUCGUGGUCGGGGAGCUACAGGCUUUGCAGGGGGUGUUAGCCGUGAUGACUCAGUGGAUUAUACUCAGGGGCCUACAGACAAGAGCGAUCUUAGCGACGCCAACUUCGACCCCUUUACGGGUUACGCUGAAAACUUGUUUAAUGACGGCGAGUACGAUGAGGAGGACAGAGUAGCAGACGAAGUUUACGAGUCCAUAGACCAGCGCAUGGAUGGUCGACGGAAGUCGCGUCGAGAGGCGCGGCUCAAGGAAGAGAUCGCCAAGUUGCGCGCGGAGAAGCCUACCAUCCAUCAGCAGUUUGCCGACCUAAAGAAGGGACUUGCGACUGUCACACAAGAGGAGUGGGAAUCAAUCCCGGAUAUAGGGGACUAUACAUUGAAGCGAAAGCAAAAGAAGCAGCAGCUGCUGACCCCUGCUUCUGAUCGCGGACUGCUAGAAGCCCGUAACCGCGAAUCUUUUUCCAACUCGAUAGCAAGCGCUGGCUCGGCGACGCCGAUUGGCUUUGGAAUGGCAACACCGCUCAUGGCGGGGGGGGGGUUGUCGACUCCACUAGGGCUUCAAACUCCUCUAGGAAUCCAAACGCCUCUAGGCCUCCGCACUCCAAUGGGCAGCAGCACUCCGUCGCUCAACGAUCUGGGGGAAGCCAGAGGCACUGUGCUGUCGGUGAAGCUCGACAAAGUCAUGGACAGCAUCUCCGGCCAAACAGUUAUUGACCCCAAGGGUUACCUUACCGAUCUGAACUCCAUGCAGCUGCAAAGUGACGCGGAUAUCGCGGAUAUCAAAAAGGCGAGGACUCUCCUGAAAUCAGUGAUCUCCACCAACCCGAACCACGCACCCGGCUGGAUCGCGGCGGCGCGUUUAGAAGAGUUAGCAGGAAAGUUGCAAGCAGCCCGCGAGCUUAUAUCCUUGGGCUGUCAGCGGUGUCCUAAGAGCGAAGACGUUUGGCUGGAGGCAGCGCGGCUUGAGAAGCCUCGCAACGCGAAGGCCGUUCUCGCGAAGGCGGUGUCUGUACUGCCGCACUCGGUGCGACUAUGGCUUGAUGCGUACGGCCGUGAGAAGGACCUCAAUGACAAGCGCUUAGUUCUCCGAAAGGCUCUGGAGUUUAUUCCAAACUCUGUGCGUCUGUGGAAGGAGGCGUGCAGCUUGGAGGAGGAGCGCAACGCGCGUAUCCUGCUUACGCGCGCUGUCGAAUGUGUACCACAGUCUCAUGAGAUGUGGCUUGCCCUUGCGAGGCUGAGCACUUACGAGGAGGCUCAAAAGGUUUUGAAUGAGGCCAGGAAGAAGUGCCCCACCUCUCCGGAGAUUUGGGUUGCCGCGUGCAAGUUAGAAGAGACGCAAGGCAACGAGAAGAUGGUAGACGUUAUUAUUGGGAGGGCUGUGGAGAACCUUAUUGGUCGGGGGGUAGCGCACACGCGCGAUGUGUGGCUAAAGCUCGCUGAGGAGGCUGAGAGUUCGGGCUUCCUGAAGACGGCGCAGGCUAUCGUGAAGGCAUCCAUGAAAGUCGGGGUCGAGGGGAUCAACGCGAAGCGUGUGUGGAGUGAAGAUGCAGAGGAGUAUCUUAGCAGAGGCUCAGUUGCAGUGGCGAGGGCGCUCUAUACGCAUGCGCUGGACCGUCUUCGGACAAAGAAGAGUCUCUGGCUAGCCUUAGCGGAUCUCGAGACGAAGCACGGCACGCGGGAAGCCUUGGAGAAGGUGUUACAGAAGGCGGUUGCAUGCUGUCCAAAAGCGGAUGUUCUGUGGCUUAUGGCUGCCAAGCAACAGUGGCUGAAGGGCGACAUUAAUGCGGCGCGGCGUAUUCUGGCAGAGGCGUUCUCACACAAUGAGAACAGUGAGGCUAUUUCUCUUGCCGCCGUCAAGCUGGAAAGGGAGAAUAACGAGUUCACGCGUGCACGGAGACUCUUAAAGCGCACGAGACAGAACAUCAACACGCCGAACGCGUGGAUGCAGUCCAUUCAGCUGGAGAGACAGUUGGGAGAUUACGAUGCGGCGAUCGCACUUGCAGAGGAGGCGGUCAAGCAGCACCAAACCUUUGCGAAGCUGUGGAUGGUGCGUGGUCAACUGCACGAAGAGCACCCCACGCGAAGGGACCUUAACAUGGCCAUUGAGGUGUACAGACAGGGGUCGGUAUGCUGUCCGAGGAGUGUGCCCUUGUGGCUUUGCUGGGUGGACUGUGAGCGGGGCCAGAAGAAUUGGAAUAGAGCGCGCGCUGUUUUGGAGAAGGCGAAGCUUCGGGUGCCAAACAGUCCGGAGUUAUGGCUGUCUCUCGUGCAAGUCGAGAUCGAGGCGGGCAACAAGGAGGUCGCGCAGCACGUCGCUGCUAAGGCGAUACAAACAUGUCCCAACGCUGGCAUUAUCUGGGCGGAGGCUAUUUUUCUUGAGGAGGAAAAUGCUCAGACACACAAAGCAGUCGAUGCCCUGACGAAGUGCGAGAACGAUGCACACGUAAUUCAUGCAGUAGCGCGUUUAUUUUGGAGGGACCAAAAAAUUGUCAAGGCUCGAAAAUGGCUAAACAGAAGCGUCACGCUUGAUCCGUCUCUUGGCGACGCGUGGGCCUCUUUUCUGGCCUUUGAGCUGCAGCACGGAGGCGAGAAGGAGUGCAUCGAGGUUAUCAACAGAUGCGCUCUUGCGCAGCCCAACCGGGGAAUUGCGUGGAACAAAAUCACCAAACAAGUUCGCUGCUGGUCCUUUUCACAACCUCAGAAACUUUGCGCGGUGCUGGAGGGUAUGUACCCCAACGCCCUGAAGAAAGAGGGCAUUUCGCAAGUUAGGCGUGACACUGUGCUCCUGGACUUUUUGUGUUGUGCCGCAGUGGUAUUGGACGCACUGCACGGGAAGUUGCAGGAUGCCCAGCAAGGUGCCCCCAAAGCCACUGAAGUAGCUCCUGCAAGAGACUCUACCACCUCUUCGAAUGCCUCUUCGACAGCUGAGGCUUCGAUUGCGAGCGGGGGCGAGAAAAGGCGGAACGAAAGCAGCAAUGACUCCCAGAAAGAAGCACGAGCAGCGGCUAGCGAAGAACAGAGCAAGAGAGACGGCCGAGAUGCAUCUAGUGUGUUUGCUGGAAGUUUCGGGUACGUGUGCGCAGGCGGAGCCUGGGACAGAUUUACCGACAGCGAAACGGCCACGGGUUGCUGA
Molecule: messenger RNA, 3378 nt
Organism: Cyclospora cayetanensis
Lineage: Eukaryota; Apicomplexa; Conoidasida; Eucoccidiorida; Eimeriidae
Product: pre-mRNA-processing factor 6
Exons: 12
Coding region: 1-3378 (1125 amino acids)
Biological process (GO): spliceosomal tri-snRNP complex assembly; mRNA splicing, via spliceosome
Cellular component (GO): catalytic step 2 spliceosome; U4/U6 x U5 tri-snRNP complex
Molecular function (GO): protein binding
Source: RefSeq, a predicted model, not a curated record